GCCAUCCUUGAGCACACUCGCUGGCAUUGCACUUCUCCUAUCACCCGCUAUCAGCCCCAUGGACACUAGCCGACUUAGCUCAUAGUAUCUGCAACAAAUUCGGCCAUUUGAAUUGUCUGAGCGAUGACCGAGGAACUUGUUUAUGACUCCAGGAAGUACAAGAAAUGGCUGAGAGGGUGGUUAAGCUAUGCAUUCGCCAGUGAGGUAUUCGUGGUCGUGUCUUUGACCUUGUUCUUGCCUAUAUGUCUCGAGCAGUUCGCGAGAGAUAACGGUUACCUUCUCCCAGACCAUACAGUCCCAUGUUCUGCGGCGAACUCGACGAUACCGCUUCCGGGCGACUUGUCGAACUCAACAAGCAGUCUAAUAUCUAAUGCAACCGUAACGACAGCACCUGCUGAAGAGAUUCGUUGUGUGGUGAAGCUGGGAUGGAUGUGGAUAGACAGUGCGAGUUUCAGCCUGUAUGUCAACUCAGUAUCCGUCGCCUUGCAAGCCCUCACGGUCAUCUCAAUGGGCAACAUUGCCGACCAUCCACCGCAUCGCAAGUUGCUUCUUCUGUUCUUUGCUUUCUUUGGAAGCGCAGCCGCAACACUCUUCCUACUCCUGCCCUCCACAUCUCCAAUAUGGCCCACAUCAGCGUUGCUGGGUAUAUGCGCGAACGUCGGGUUUGGCGCGUCUGUCGUAGCCAUGAACGCGUACUUGCCCACACUUGCGCGAGCGUCUGAGGAAGUAGUCAUGGCCCGCGCGGACAUGCUUUCGGUCGUCGGCGAAAGCCAGCCAGGCCAGCAUUCAAACGACGGCGAGGCGGAAGACGCGUCGGAACCCUUGCUCGCGUCCCAAGGUGAUGACCACAGUAGCUCGAACGCUCUGCGCGAGGCGUACAAUAAUGCACUGUCGCGCGCGACGUCGCGAAUUUCUUCGUUUGGCAUCGCACUCGGCUAUGUGGCAGGCAUCAUUCUACUCAUCAUCGCACUUAUACCUGUAACGAAGUUGCACGGCACGACGUUCUCUCUUCGCCUCGCCAUUGGUAUGAGCGGCAUUUGGUGGGCGACGUUCUCGCUGCCCGCGGCGGCAUGGCUGCCCUCUGGCAAGACAAAGGAGGCUAAUAUGGAGUCCGAAGAUGUGGAAGGGAGCAAGGAACUGUGGAAUACGAAGAGGGAGAUUGGAAAGGCAUGGAAAAGACUCGGGAAUAUGCUGAGAUGGCGAGAAGUUAAACGGCUACGUAACACCUUCAAGUUCCUUGCAGCAUGGUUCUUGCUCUCAGAUGGCUUCACGACGAUCACCUCCACAGCCAUGCUCUUCGCAAAGACGUCCCUGAAUAUGCCCGCGACAUCGCUCGUGCUCAUCGGCAUCGUCAGUCCUAUUGCGGGCAUUGGGGGUUCGCUCGCUUGGCCGCGCAUCCAGCGCGCUCUCGGAUGGUCUAACCUGCGCGUACUCGUUACGCUGGUGUGCCUCGCAAGCCUGCUGCCCGCGUACGGCUGCUUGGGGUUCCUGCCCGCGUUCCGGAACGGGAGCAUACGCUUCGGCGGGCUGACAACGCCCGCGGAGAUGUACGUUCUCUCAGUGUAUUUUGGUGCGGUGUACGGCGCUUUCCAGGGCUACGCCCGCGCGUUCUACUCGGAGCUCAUCCCCCAUGGUGAGGAGGCCCGGUGGUACGCGCUGUACUCUAUCACGGACAAGUCAAGCUCGUUCGUCGGCCCGUUGAUCGUCGGACUCAUCGCGGACACGACAGGCAACAUCCGCUACGCGUUCUUCUUCCUAAUAUGCAUGGUGUGGAGCGCAGUGCCAAUCCUUGGCGCCAUUAACGUCGAGCGCGGACGGCGUGACGCUGCAGUCUAUCGAUUUAAGGGGUAAGCCGCACAAAGGAUAGGUUACUUUGUUGGACUCUAGAGUUAUCCAAGGGAUCAGCGGCGCGAUUGGUCAGUCACGGCAUUCUUGUUCGUCUUUUUUCCUGCCAAUCGCCACACAUCUGUACUGUAUAUUUAUGUAAUUGCUGUUUCUCUUUCCCGGAAGCUUGUUCGAGCCUCUGAAAGCCUAAAGCUCGGAUCAUCGCGAUCUUCGGUGUACACUGAGUUGUAUUUUAUUGCGAGGUGCUCUAAUGUACAGUGCGCGUGUGCCGAUGGUUGCGAGGCGAUGACUCAUCCGUGAACGAUCAACGUCCACGGCCCGUAGGGCGAAUGUGCCUAGAAUUCGCUCCUUCCCAGAAUAAGCAGAGAGAAUAACCGUUAACGUUCGUCAACACGGAACGGAUCGUCGUAAGAUGUCGUGACUAGUAUCAUCAUGUCACACUCAUGCGACUUCGUCGAGAUGCCAGCACUGGUUGCGGCCUUCCCAUGCGCUCCAGAUGGCGCAAGGAGUCCCCGGAGUCGGGUUGCCAUUAUCACUUAAGUCCAUAUUGAAGUCCGUAUUGAACAAGUACACUCUGUGCAACGAUGGCUCCUUCCAGUCAGGCUUGAUCUCCCACUGCGUGGGGACCCGGCUAGCCAUGACGCGGAUGCCCUCCUGCGCGCCCUCGUAGAUGGAGAGGUACCGGCCCGUGCCGACGUUCUGAAUAACCCAGCCUGGGCUGUCGGGUAUCUUUGCCACUUUCCAUUUCUGAGAGUCUCCGCCGUGCCAGCCGUAGCCGAUGACAGACUCGCCAUCGUCGCCAUUCUCGGCGACGUUACCCGCGCCGGCGUUGACGAACUUGUAGACACCGCCGUCUUGGAUCAUGUUGGCCAUCGCGAGUGCUCGGGUCCGUAGAGCGUGAAGAGAUGUGGGCUUGUGUAGAGGUUGGCGGGGAUUGAAGCUGCUGAAAGGUGCUGCUGAAGUGCUGGGCAAGAGCUGUCGCGCGAGCGGUUUUUAUACGUCUUAGGCGCAGGAGAUGAUCACAGCGAUGAGAUCACGGGAGCAAAACAGAACAGUUGUGUUGGAUGAGAUCAUAGCUGAGACGCGGGCUGUCUUCGGAGGUCGGAUACAUCAGCCUUGUUUUGCGGCCGUGCGGCUUGCGCGUCCUGGUAUCUUGCCCGGCGACACGACCAAUAGGGCGCCCUAGCUUUGACUUGACUCGAUCCGCUGCCGGUAAUGUACCGCCCGAGCCCUGCGGACUCUGCGUGACCAACGCAGGCCACCACGGCUGCUUCCCCCUGCGCGGCUUUCAGUGGGUCGCAUAUCGCCCAGAAUGGCAGGCCUACGAUUAGCCCUGGUUUCGAGCGAGUUCCAAGAUGUGUCGCGUAUCGAUAAGACGGUACGUGCUCUGCAUAGCCUUCGCCGAGAUUUGACAAACGCGAUGCUGCGAGAUGCCUGUUCGGCGGUGGUGAGGAAGGAUCGUCGCCGCGAUUCGUUACCCUUCGGCGAAGUUCCACGCGGAGUCUUUGAUCAUGCCCACACCAGUCCCAAUAUAUGCUGAGC
Phanerochaete carnosa HHB-10118-sp is the source of this 3387-nucleotide messenger RNA. RefSeq lists its product as uncharacterized. NCBI's taxonomy places the organism in Eukaryota, Fungi, Basidiomycota, Agaricomycetes, Polyporales, Phanerochaetaceae. The transcript has 13 exons. The record is from RefSeq and is a predicted model, not a curated record. The coding region runs from base 124 to 1851 and encodes 575 amino acids. Gene Ontology annotation, biological process: amino acid transmembrane export from vacuole.